Molecule: messenger RNA, 1245 nt
Organism: Penicillium brevicompactum
Lineage: Eukaryota; Fungi; Ascomycota; Eurotiomycetes; Eurotiales; Aspergillaceae
Exons: 3
Coding region: 1-1245 (414 amino acids)
Biological process (GO): fatty acid metabolic process
Molecular function (GO): medium-chain fatty acid-CoA ligase activity
Source: RefSeq, a predicted model, not a curated record
AUGGUCAAUAACUCCGAUGGUCGCGUGGAUAUAUCAGCUUACAAGAGCUUAACACCCUUUUCAUCUAUCAUCUCGCAACUCGCCGCAGAUGGCGGUCCCUUACCCCCGCAAGACCUUUCCCCGCACGAUAUCGUGAACAUCCAGUUUACGUCUGGAACCACAGCGAUGCCCAAAGCAGCUUGUCUUAGCCACCAUUCGAUCUUAAAUAACGGCUAUCAAAUUGGCGAUCGUAUGCUUCUCACAUCCAACGAUAUCGUCUGUUGCCCACCGCCGCUGUUCCACUGCUUUGGCAGUAUAUUGGGCUAUAUGGCGACAGCAACCCACGGCGCCGCUAUUGUGUUCCCGAGCGAGUCCUUCAAUGCCCGUGCAGCGCUCACGGCAGUUCAAGAAGAGAGAUGCACUGCGCUAUACGGUGUCCCGACUAUGUUUCUCGAAGAGCUGAGUUUGAUCGAGACAGGGGAAAUAUCCCGUGAAGGAUUCCAACAAUUGCGGACAGGUAUUGCUGCUGGAAGUAGCAUACCAUCGGAGAUAAUGAAAAAGUUACACCGGGUAUUGAAUCUGACGGAACUGACCAUCUGCUAUGGCAUGACGGAAACAAGUCCCGUGUCGGCCAUGACGACCACAGAUGACCCCAUUGAUAAACGCAUCAGCUCGGUUGGGAAGCUUAUGCCGCAUGUUCAAGCGAAGAUUGUGAAUCCAGAGAACAAGGGGGAAAUACUGCCGUUAGGGAGCAGGGGUGAGUUGGCUGUUGGCGGGUACCUUCUUAUGAAAGAGUACUGGGGCGACUCAGAGAAAACAGCGGAAGUGAUGAUCCCGGAUGAGACUGGUAAGGUGUGGAUGCAUACUGGAGACGAAGCUUCAAUGUCACCAGAUGGAUAUAUUACCAUCACUGGGCGAAUCAAAGACUUGAUCAUCCGAGGAGGAGAGAAUAUACAUCCCCUGGAGAUUGAGAACUGUUUGCUAGCAAACGAUGCUAUUUCCGAUGUUUCCAUCGUUGGAAUCCCCGAUGUGAGGUACGGGGAAGCUGUGGCUGCAUUUGUUGUACCCCGAGAGCACAGCGCAACCACCAUCACCGAAGAGAAGAUUCAGCAAUGGGUACGCGAGAAGCUGAGCAACCAUCUUGUUCCGAAGCACGUCUUCUUUUUGGGGCCAUUGGAGUCUUUCCCCAAGACAGCGAGUGGGAAAAUCCAGAAGUUCAAGCUGAGAGCGAGGGCUGUUGAGCUUUUGGCAACAAGUGCUGCAUGA